AUGCACGGCCGAAGCCAAGGCGGCGUCAUCGCCCCAGACGUGCUGGUUCACAGGCAGCUUGGCGCAGCUCAGACGCGGCGAUCGGGCCCGCGAAAGGGCGAAGAAGGGACAAAUGCGUGCCGGGAAGGGGAAUGGGAUCCUGGUGUCUUCCUCCUGAGGGCUGUUUACCGGAAGACGCUGUUUUCUCACCUUGCGUUGACGGAAGUUCGGCACCCUGUCUAA
Messenger RNA from Rangifer tarandus platyrhynchus (Svalbard reindeer), 222 nucleotides. Lineage: Eukaryota; Metazoa; Chordata; Mammalia; Artiodactyla; Cervidae. The record is from the annotation of a GenBank genome assembly.